AUGGAUGUUGGCAGGCCGAAACAUUCGGAGUGGUCUAGGUUAGGCUUCGAAGCAAAAACAGAGUAUAAUGAAAGCGGGAAAAAGGUUAAUGUUGCAUAUUGUUUACAGUGCGAAAAGUGCCUUAAAAAUACAGCUGCUAGACGAUUGAAAUCACACAGGAAUGUGUGCAAACUUGACAUUAAUAAAUUGAAGAACUGUGUUAGCGAAUGCGUCGAUAACGAUGACAUUCAAAGUGAUCACGUAAAUCUUAAUGAAGAGUCGGAGAAACACCAUGGUGUAAAAAGGAAAACGAGCACUAGAUUAAUUGACAUUGAUAUGAACGUCAUCAAUAAUUCUACUGAGAACGCAAAAGAAGACAAGAUUGAAAAGAACUCUAGUAAACCUAUUCGGAGGAUUGAUAAGAACAAGAUGACCAAUUUUUUCGAUCAGAUAAAUGAUCAAGAACGUAAAAAAAUUGAUGAAGCUUUGAUAGAAUUGUUCAUCGCACUUGGCAUUCAGUUCGACCAGGUUAACUCUCGCUACUUUAAAAAUUUCAUUCAGCUAUUGCGGCCAGCAUACGGAUUAUUAUUACCUGCGAGAGAAAAAUUGUCUGGAGAGCUAUUAUCUCAAGUAUACGAAAAGCACAUCGAUAACAAAACAAUGGUUUCGAGUGGGAUCUUUUUGAUAAACAAAGGCGACCAACGAUUUAGUGUAACGUUUGAUAAAAGCGAACAAUUAAUGUAUGUGAAAACGCAAGAUUCCACAAGUGAAACCAUAGAUGUUUUCGUUAAAAAUUCGAUUAAAAUGGCCGAGAAAAAUAUGGCACUAACGUUUAUAUCGUUAUUCUUGAUUCAAAAGAGACCCGAGAACGUUGUACUGAAAAUGAAAUUAUCUUUUAUUAACUUGUCUAUCUACAGAAUUAUAAUCACUUGUGGAAUCACUAAUCAAUUUAGAAUUAUUAAAUGAAGUAGAUACUGUGUUAAAAGAGUUUUCCGUACCAGCUCUGCAAGAUUAAUUUCAUACUGAGAAUGGGAUGUCAAUAAUCCAAUUGGAAAUUGACGACUUCAAAACAUAUUACGAUGGUUUUUUAUCCUGUUCGAAAAAUUUAAAAACUAUGCGUAAGUUGGUAGGAAAUGAAACUUAUUCUUUUAAUUCGAGUAUUCUCUUUUUGAUCUUUAACAAUGAUUUUGAAAAGAAACUUGAUGAUGCGUUGGGAAUCUUAAAAUUGGUUCAUAAAAUUGCUCAGGAUCAAGGACUACACUACACAUUGGCUGAUGCCGUUGAAGAUUGGCACAUGCUAUUAAAUGCUACGGCGAUAAAUGAAUGUCAAAAAGUUAGAAUUCUCGAGUUUAGCAAAUCCAUUUUUGAACAAAUUUCAUUAACAGCAAAUUAUUUGCACCCACGAUAUCAGGACAAAUGUUUUAGUAAAAAUGAUGGAUUAACAAAUAAGAUGCUGCAGUUUAUUUUAGAGCAUUUAAAUGAAGAUGGCAUGGAAAGUUUUUUUCAAUAUCAAGAAAAAACUGGUAUAUUCCAAACGUUGUUUUUAAAACAAUACGAGUCUGCCGAUAUAUUUUGGCGUAUUAUGGCAACAGAAAAUCAAAGUUUAUCAAAAUUUGCGUUGCAAAUGUUAAAAAUUCCUGCAUUUACAAUAAACAAAAACAUUUCUUUAAUAACACAAUGUUCUGAGAACUCUUCACAACAAAGCAAAAUAACUGAACUGUAUCAUUUGUUAAAAAUGAAUGAAUAAUUUAUUAUAUUAAUACAAAUAAAUAAAUGCGUUUUCAUAUGUAAAAUAAUUCAAACAUAUUUUUGAACAGUAAAACAUAAAAUUUAACAUUAUAAUAUUUUACCAUAAA
Molecule: messenger RNA, 1835 nt
Organism: Nasonia vitripennis (jewel wasp)
Lineage: Eukaryota; Metazoa; Arthropoda; Insecta; Hymenoptera; Pteromalidae
Exons: 3
Coding region: 1-945 (314 amino acids)
Source: RefSeq, a predicted model, not a curated record